This is a messenger RNA of Amphimedon queenslandica, 1299 nucleotides long. RefSeq lists its product as uncharacterized. The record is from RefSeq and is a predicted model, not a curated record. Gene Ontology annotation, molecular function: protein binding. The transcript has 7 exons. Lineage: Eukaryota; Metazoa; Porifera; Demospongiae; Haplosclerida; Niphatidae. Bases 1 to 1197 code for a protein of 398 amino acids.
AUGGCUGCUACUGGUAUCUACUGGUGUCUAGUAUUGACUUAUAAUAUUUUAACCAACAGUCUAGCUUCAGCAGCUUAUAUAUCUUCAUUCACCUAUACUCCUUAUCCUGUUGUGUGUCCUGGAGAUGAACUAGUGUUCACUUGUAUAGUGGAUGAUAUACCUGAACCAACAAUAGCAUGGAGGAGAAAUGGAAUGACAGUGAUUUACGAACUGAAUAAACAAUCUCUUCCAUUUCCUGAUUUCAUGAUAAAUAUUACAUAUUACAAUGCUACAGAAAGAAAACUGAUUAGUACUGCUACAAGUCAGUCAGUGCCAGUGGAAUUGAAUGGGAGUACAAUUGGUUGCACAAUUGAUUUAAAUAAUUUCAAUACAUCAAAUAUAAACAUAGAAGGUCCACCAGAAGGAGUUCAUAACAUAACAAUUAAUCUGAUAGCUGACAAUAAUUUAAUCAUUAAUUGGACUGCUUCAGGAUCAUGUAUAGACAACUACAAUGUUACUAUAUUUAGAAACAAUACCCCUAGUGAAUCCAGCACUACUGACAACCCUUAUAUAGCAGAUACUACAAUAUUACGUCCUCCUAUUGAGUAUUACAUUAUAAAUGUAUAUAUUACAACAAUUUGUAUUAAUAGUUGUUCUGUGUAUAGUUAUAAUGUAACUGAUACUAAUACUACUAUUACUGGACUAUCUCCUAUUAAUGAAUACUACACUCUUACUAUCAUACCUGUUAAUGUUAUUGGAUAUGGAACAUCACUCACUGUUAAUGUCAGUAUAACUAAUAUUGUGAUGAGUACUACUGAGUAUACCAUGACACAAGAUAUGAGUAUUGCUAAAACAACAAUCACAGUCACUCAAACAAUAAUAAGCAGUUAUAUUGAGAGUUAUGCUUCAUGUAAUACUACAGGAACUGCACAAUCAACAGAUGUAGGAUCCAUUAGUGUUGCUAUUGCUGUACCUAUCACUGGUCUAUUAACUGGACUCAUCACUGCAAUAAUUACUAGUAUCAUUGUAUGUUUAAUAAUGAAAAAGAGAGGGACUACAAUACAAAAUAAAACUCCAGUAGGAGGAGGAGGAGAUGCAGCAGUUAUUGGUCCAAUAUAUGAUUUACCAACAAUCAAUACUGAACAACAAGAACAAAUCAUUGAUACUAAACUUAACACUGCAUAUGGACAAACUGAGAAGAAUCAAGAAUCUCUAUAGACCUAUUUUGCAUAACGUGCUACACAUACAGUCUGCAUACAGUAUUAUAUUGUUGUUGCAUGUUAAUUAAAUACUAUUAACAUAUGCUCAAUUGUUAUGAUA